CAGCAGCAGCGCGCGCGCGGGUAGGGCGCGGACGGGCGGGAUCUCUGCGGGACAGGACAACGCUGACGGCGGCAGAGGUAGCGGGUCUCUAAGGCUCCUCCGGCUUCUCACUCAGCUCCGGUGACAGGUUCGGCCCGGAGGGCUUAGUCCCUAGCCAUGGACUCGCAGAAAGAAGCUCUACAAAGAAUCAUUUCAACUCUGGCAAAUAAGAAUGAUGAGAUUCAGAACUUCAUUGAUACACUAAAUCACACACUGAAAGGAGUUCAGGAAAAUUCUUCCAACAUACUUUCAGAGUUAGAUGAAGAAUUUGAUAGCUUAUACUCUAUAUUGGAUGAUGUAAAGGAAAGCAUGAUUAGCACCAUCAAGCAGGAGCAAGUGCGCAAGUCCCAGGAGUUACAGAGUCAGCUUAGUCAAUGUAACAAUGCCCUGGAGAACUCUGAGGAACUACUAGAAUUUGCAACAAGGUCAUUAGAUAUUAAAGAACCGGAAGAAUUUUCAAAGGCUGCCAGACAGAUCAAGGAUAGAGUCACAAUGGCUUCAGCCUUUCGUCUUUCUUUGAAACCAAAAGUCAGUGACAACAUGACCCAUUUAAUGGUGGACUUCUCUCAGGAAAGACAGAUGCUGCAAACUUUGAAGUUUUUGCCAGUCCCAAAAGCUCCAGAGAUUGACCCGGUAGAGUGUUUGGUGGCUGACAACUCUGUAACUGUAGCUUGGAGAAUGCCUGAAGAAGAUAAUAAAAUCGACCAUUUCAUAAUGGAAUACAGGAAAACGAACUUUGAUGGACUCCCACGUGUUAAGGAUGAGCGAUGUUGGGAGGUGAUUGAUAAUAUCAAGGGCACUGAAUAUACAUUAUCAGGCUUAAAAUUUGAUUCAAAGUAUAUGAAUUUCCGAGUGAGAGCAUGCAACAAAGCUGUGGCUGGAGACUACUCUGACCCAGUGACCCUAGAGACCAGAGCACUUAACUUCAGUCUAGAUAACUCAUCAUCCCAUUUGAAUUUGAAAGUUGAAGAUUCCUGUGUAGAAUGGGACCCCACUGGAGGAAAAGGCCAAGAAAGUAAAAUCAAAGGGAAGGAGAACAAGGGCAGAAGUGGCACCCCAUCCCCAAAACGGACGUCUGUAGGCUCCAGGCCACCAGCAGUAAGAGGCAGCAGAGACCGUUUUACUGGGGAGUCAUACACAGUGCUAGGAGACACUGCUAUUGAAAAUGGACAACAUUAUUGGGAAGUAAAGGCCCAGAAGGAUUGUAAAUCCUAUAGUGUGGGUGUAGCAUAUAAAACUUUAGGAAAAUUUGAUCAGUUAGGAAAGACAAAUACUAGUUGGUGCGUUCACGUCAACAGCUGGCUACAGAACACAUUUGCAGCCAAGCAUAAUAAUAAGGUGAAAGCUUUGGAUGUUCCUGUUCCUGAGAAAAUAGGUGUGUUUUGUGACUUUGAUGGGGGUCAGCUUUCAUUUUAUGAUGCACACUCAAAGCAGUUGCUGUAUUCCUUCAAGACAAAGUUUACUCAGCCAGUAGUACCUGGUUUCAUGGUGUGGUGUGGUGGACUUUCUUUGAGUACUGGAAUGCAGGUUCCAAGUGCUGUGAGAACACUUCAGAAAAGUGAAAACGGAAUGACUGGUUCAACUAGCAGCCUGAACAAUGUCACUCAGUAAUGGCAACUCAGACUGUUUCCCUUCCCUUCGACUGUGUGGCCUUUCCCAUACAGUUACUAACAGAUAUUUCUGAGUGGUGGAAAUCAGGUUUUCUAUGUUCUGCUUUAAAGCCUGGAGUCUGUUAGAUUAACUACCAAAUAGGAAGCAGCCAUGGAGGUUAUUGCUGCAUCCCAGAAUCAAGCAGUUGGGGUGCAGGAGGCUGACAUGGUGAUAUUGAGUAGUGACUAGGAAAGGGGCGGUGUUGAACUGUUUGUGUAGAAAGCCAUCUUUCUGUCUCUUAAGCUCCUCUGGUUUGUCUGGUAGGUGUAAUUACGCCUGGCGAGCCCUGGGCCCGGGUUGCUGAGCGUUAAAAGCUUGCCUUUCCCCCUGCCCUUGCUCUGUUUCUGCUCCUCACCGGCUGUCAUUACAUGCUAUGCUGAGGCUUUAAAAACACAAGGUCCCCCAAGGCUUCCUAGAAAUUGAAAUCUUUGCCUAGGGAUGGCAGAGAAAUUGACCUAUGGUGGCUUAUUUUAGUCUUUUAUAAAUAAACCGAGUUUUUGAUAGGGUAACUUAUGCAUUGACUAGAUUCAUAUCACUUUCUCCUCUAAAAUAUUGUAGUAUUUUCUUAUAGUUAUAACUCAAAAAUAUCAAGCAGACAGAGAAUUUAGGCAGUGCAAGGGAGUAUUCUUGUGUGUUUGUGCUGAGUCAUUCUGUCCAUUCCUCCACCAGCUCCUGGGCACCACCUGAGAAGCCGUGCUAAGUUUGUUCUCCUCUUUGACCCCACUUUUAUAGCUGUCUUUGCAUCUUUGAUAAAACUUCCACUUGAAUUUGGCACUGAUAAUAAUUAUUGCUUAUGAAAGUUUCUGAAUUAAGUUCUUUAUAAAGGGUAAAAAGCUGUAUAUUGCUGGGUUUUGUUGUUUUUGGUUUUGGUUUUGGGUUUUUUUUUUUUUUUUGUCUGUGAAAGAUUAUAAAGAAAUGUGCCUAAAGUAUUCUUUUCUGGAAUAAUUUGUAUGUUCUUUUAUAAAGAUAUGGAUUGGUUUACCAGCUGUUUAAAAAAACAUGUGUCCUAGCCGGGCGUGGUGGCACAUGCCUUUAAUCCCAGCACUUGGGAGGCAGAGGCAGGUGAAUUUCUGAGUUCGAGGCCAGCUUGGUCUAUAGAGUGAGUUCCAGGACAGCCAGAGCUACACAGAGAAACCCUGUCUCAAAAAAACCAAACAAACAAACAAACAAACAACAACAACAAAACAUGUGUCCUACUUAAUUGGUAUAUGUGUUUUUCAAACAAUCAUUUGAGGGGUGUUUUGAUUUGGUUUGGUUUUUGUUUCUGUCCUUUUGGUCCAUUCAUUCACUGUUUAAAAGUUUAUGAUUCUUCCAAAAAUGAACAUAGUUUCCCUUUUCAAAUCUGAAGGCAUGUGGAAGCAGUGAGCAAAACCUGUGGUUAUUAAUGGAAGAGCCUUUUAUUACAAAGUCAAUUAAAACUUUUCACUCAUGGUUUUUGAGCGAAACUAGAAGUUGAGAUUGUAAAACUGCUUUAAGAACUUUAAAGAAAUGAAUAUUUGACCUUUGAUUAAUUUUUGAGACUUGUAAAUCUCUUCUUGUUUUAAGUUUCUUGGGCUUCUGACAAACUUCCCUGAGAAGUGCUCAGUUUUGUUUUCUUCCUGUAGCUUGUAGAUCAUAAGUAUUUGCUCUUAAAAUUUACUACUUAGUAGCAUGAUUAUUUUUGUUCUGUUGAGGAAACAAAUUUGACAUAGAAUAUUAUUUUUCCAUAUCACACAUAUCUACACUAUUACCUGAUAACACACUGGUAGUUUUUAAGACUAAAGCAGUUUAUAGAAUGAAGUAUAUCAAUAUUCUUUUGUUUCCCCAAAGCAAUAUUUUACUUUUCAUUUAUUAUAGUUUGAAAGACAUUUUUCAUUGUUCCAUUACCUAUAGAAGUGGUAUUUCAUGACCUAGGGAAAAAGGAAUUAUUCCUUUUUGUAGACUCAUACCUGAAAGCAGUGAUUUACUAGAAUUGCUUUGUGUGGCUACUAAGUUUAUUUUGUCAAAAAUAACAAGGAAAAAGCCAGCUGGUUUCAUAGACCUUUUCAUUAUGAUACCUUGCAUAGUUGAAUCUUCUCAUUUAUACAGUGCCUUUUUCUCAUGCUCAUUGUCUACUGACUUUAAGGCAGGCAACACUGGACCAUAGUGGUGCAGGCCUUCUGUUGAGGCCAGAGGAGCACGUGCGCUUCUUCCUUGUCCUUGUCCCAUCAUUGAGACCUUCAUCUACAGUUUCCAAACAGUCAUUGGAAAACGCAUGACAGUUACCCAGAAGGUUUUAUUUCUCAGCAGAUUUGUAGAACGAAGUAUGACGUCAGCGAAUGAGAGUCCAAGUUCUUAUCACAUGAUAUUAGGUACUAAUUAUACCCUCAUUGCUUUAAAAUACACAUCAGGGUCUCUUUUAAAAAUAGAACAAAUCUGUAGUAUUUAAGUUUAAAAAUCUUAAGUUUAUUAUGUUAAAUUGAAUUUUGUCAACCCUUCUUUUUAAAUUAAAAUAAUUGAAUAGAGUGCCUAGUUAAAUUUUCUCGAAGCAAGGUAACUGCUCAGCUCAGUCUGCUGUGGCAAGCUGGCCAGCCCUCUCCAGCAUUCUUCACUGCUCUAUGUCUGCUUACACAGCUUGGACAUGGCUGCUUUCCAUGAAGGAAAUAUAUGGGAGGUGGACUAAGGGAUAUAUAACCGGUGUGAAGAGCUGCUUCAUAAAAUAUGUAGUAAGUAUUGUAUUUCCCUCUUAGCAGUUGAGUCCAAACCAGUUUUAUUCAGCUGGAAGGAGACAGGAAGGAGCUGCCUUAAGCACUUUAGAAAAAGAAUUUGCUACAAUUCAUUUGACUCAGCUGAUUGUGUCACAUCUUUUAAAUACUGGUAAAUAUGGAUAUACCAAGUAUUUAAUGACUAAUGCACAUAGAAAUUAAUAUUAAUACAGCGAUCUUUUGAAUGUUCCAGGUAUAGGCUUUUUAAAAAGUGUUAAGAGUGUCUGUCUGUCUGUCUGUCUGUCUGUCUGUCUGUACGUUUAAUUGAGAGCACCUCUGCUAUGUGUCAGUAAACUACUAGACAGCCAGGCUAAACCUUCUCAUUCUGUUCUGAAGAUGUUCUGUUCUGAAGAUUCUAAAAAAAUUCAAACCAUCAACAAUAGUAUGUAUAAUUUGAACUUCCAUGAUUGAUCCUUGAUAUAAAUAAUAAAAGAAAAUAUUUAUGAUGAAAUAUUUUAAUUAGGUCAAUUAUCUAGAAUUACCUAGUUUUGUCUAUAUAUCUUUUCCAUGAAAUUAUAGCUAUUUAUGUAUUUGUAGUUGUUUCUUUCAAAAACAAUUUUUAAAAAUUGGAAAGGGAUAUAUAUGAGAAGUGAUUACUCCAAAGAAUAUUAAUCUUAAGACAGUAUAGAUGUCUUACCAUGAAAUACAUUACUCUAGGCUAAAAUUUCAACUGUUUUAGUCAUAGAUUUUUAGCAUCUUUGUUAGAUCAGCAUAUAAUUCAUAUAACAGUACUUAAGUUUUUAUGAUGUAUCGUCAAUUUUAUUACUUUCUGUCUAGGUUUCCAAAAGUAGUAGAGUUUAAUUCACCACAUGAACCUCAUGCUGAUAUUUUUUAUUUGAUAGUCUUGAUCUAAAAUAAUGUUUUGUUAAUAUGUCACUAAAUUUCUAAAAACUGUAUUCAUGGGCUGAUGAGAUGGCUCACAAGAAAAGCACUUGCUGCCAACUGGAUGACUUGAGUUUGUUCCCUGGGACCCAAAUGGAAGGUGAGACUGACCUCCUGCAAGUUGUCUUUUGACCUACGCAUGUGUGUGCACAUGCACAUGGGCACACACACACACACACACACACACACACACAUACACACACCUUAAAAUUUUUUUAAAGUAUAUUUGUUGUUACUUGUAAAUUAACUACUCAUAGUAAUAUUUCACUUUUACAUUAUAAUAAAAAGUUUGGAAAAGUUACUUUCCUUGUUUUAUUUUACAUCAUAUUCAUUCUGUCAGAGGUAAACAUGAAAUUACUCAGUAUCCACGUCACCACCAAGUUGUUAUUUUCAAGCCAGUAUACCUUUUCAUAACUCCAGUGCUCAGACCUGGAGUAAUAAAGCUUUCCUUACAGAAAACCAUCACAGCGACAUUACCUCAUGUUUGUAUGUUUAGUUUUGUGUCUCGUAACAGUGUUUGCAUUUGUGAUGCUGAUGGCAGUAUUGUGUCACCUGAGCGGGAUGAUACCUGAGCACCAUAGGAACUUUGCACCAGUUGGAAUUUAAGUGGACUGUUUGCUGCUUUUGUUCGCAUUGGAACGUUGGACAUGCCAUAUGAUACUGGCUUAGUAAUCAAUACCAGUAAUUACCAUAGAACUUUAUCUGACUCCCCAACCAUAUCAGAAGAGUACUUUUUUCUCGGUUAAUAAUGCUAGCUUUGAUACAUAGUCAUUUAAGUUAUAUUUGUUUAAAAUUAUAUAUUUUCUUAGUAAUAGUCAAGUUGGUGCUUAGAAAUAAACAUGUAGAAGUUUAUGCAGUAUGUAGGGCAGAGGUCAGUGGAUGUAUUUGCUUGGCUUGGAACUUAAGAUUGAACCAAUUUUACAAUAAAUCAAAUUGGAAGAAAUUGGUAAAAGGCAUUUUAGUAAUAUUGGAACUUUUUGGAGGGUGCAGGACUAUGAGAAGAAUUUCUUACUAACAUUUCCAAUAUCUGUAAGAUACCAAAGGACUGAGACUAACUGAUCUUUUAAUGGAAAUUCUUUGAAAUCAAAUCCAUAACUGAUUCUAUUAAGAUACAAUAGCUAAAGUUGGGGAAUAACUUCAGGCAAAAACUGAAAGUCUUGAAGAUUUUUGGCAUUCUUUUAAGUAUUUAAACUUAAUCUUCAUAGCUGCCCCAUACAGUAAUCUAUGACCUCUCUGAAUCACUCUUCAAUCUUGGGCCUCUAUUGCCUUACUUCAAAUAUUGUACCUUGUUUAGCCUACCUCACAGGGCUGUUGUGAGGAUUGUAGCGAAAUGGACUCUGAUGUGAACUGGGUGGUUUCCACUAAGAAUGGUUGUAUUUGGAUACUUGUAAAUGCUGUUUAGUUAGAAAAAGCAUGUUAAGUUGGUAUAAGCAGUGAUUUUAAAUGAUUUUUAAAAAAUAAGACGUCCUUCAAAAUGUUCUUUAGUAUCAAUUUACUUUGUGCAUGAUUGUUUUUAUAUUUCUCAUCAACUACACAACUUUUCUAAGUUAUAAAGUCUACUGCAGCAUUCAUGUGUAGAGGGGAAGCCUAUGUAGCAAAUGCCUGCAGCUCCUUCCCCACCAGGAGUUUGCACUUGCGUUUAGAACAGCCGCUACUCUGCAGAGUGAAUGUGGCUGAAAUAACAUUUCCAACAACCAAGUGGGCCAGCAAUUUGAUGCACUUGACAAAUAUUCAUCAACUUUAUUGAAUUGUACCUUUUAUUAAAAAAGAAAUAUUUCGAAGCCUUGUUCAUUACCUAUAUCAGUUAUUAUCUGUCUGGACAUAGUUGUGUUGCUCUAAAUUGGAUUACUAAAUGGUUUACAAGUUAUCCUACUCCACAGAUUUUGGUAUGUUUGUUAUCUGGACAUGAUUUUGCUAUGCAGUUGUGAUAAUAAAAAUUCCAGCUCCUCAGGUUUAACCUCUAAGUUGUGGAUGAAGACUAUUUAAAGUACACAUGAUGUAUUCAGUGCUGCAAGAGUGUUUGAAAUGAGCACACUGCCUCAUUUUCCUUACCAACAAGACAAAGCCUUUCCAAUGAUUUUUUUAAACUUUCAAAGUGGUUGUUCAAAGUGUAGCAACUUGUAUGUUGAAAUGAUUGUAUGUUCUGUAUGAAAUGUUCCACUUGAGGUUUUUACAAAAGCACCUGUAUUAUCUCUUCUAAAAAUUAAACCUUUUUUUUUUGCUUUC
Mus caroli (Ryukyu mouse) is the source of this 7520-nucleotide messenger RNA. It is a transcript of the gene Fsd1l, whose product is annotated as fibronectin type III and SPRY domain containing 1 like. Gene Ontology annotation, molecular function: protein binding. Lineage: Eukaryota; Metazoa; Chordata; Mammalia; Rodentia; Muridae. The record is from RefSeq and is a predicted model, not a curated record.